This is a messenger RNA of Athalia rosae (coleseed sawfly), 4790 nucleotides long. RefSeq lists its product as uncharacterized. Gene Ontology annotation, cellular component: ribonucleoprotein complex. NCBI's taxonomy places the organism in Eukaryota, Metazoa, Arthropoda, Insecta, Hymenoptera, Athaliidae. The record is from RefSeq and is a predicted model, not a curated record. The coding region runs from base 478 to 3360 and encodes 960 amino acids. Gene Ontology annotation, molecular function: RNA binding. The transcript is spliced from 4 exons.
AAAGCAAAGACGGAAGAGCGAAGGACCAUCGACGCGAACAUAGGCGAGUCGGCGGCCAUUACGCGAUUGGCGCUCGAGGAUCCGAGAAGUCGUCGCUGAGGUUUUUUUGAGGAAAUUGAUCGCCGUUAAAUCGUCAACAACUUGGGUCCACCAGCGUUCAUCGGUAGAAUAUACAUCGUUAUUGCGUUGUAAGUUGCUAUUAUUCGGGUCUUAGGCAGUUCAGUGUGUGUUAGGUGAUCGGAAGCAAGUACGUCUUCGUCGAAGGAUUAUCAUGCAAUGAGGUUCAGCGAUUGACUGCUUCCUUUCUGCUUGCUACGUUUCAUUGCCCUCUUCACUGAUGGGCCAUUCGAUGGUUGGUCCUCUUUGUUCUCAGCCACCUCAACUUCUUAGCUUUCAUCGAUACCUUUUAGCUGCUAAGGACGCCGACUAAAGAAGAGUUUUACCGAAGUUUCUGUGAAGGUUUUAAAGUAAUCUAAAAUGAGCGUAAUAAUCAGACUUCAGAACUUAGCGUGGUCCGCCAACGCGUUGGACAUACGCCAAUUUUUCCGAGGCUUAAGCAUUCCCGAGGGUGGCGUACACAUCGUCGGUGGCGAAUUAGGCGAUGCUUUCAUAGCUUUCAGCACGGACGAGGACGCUCGUCAGGCGAUGAUGAACGACGGCGGUAAGAUCAAGGAGAUGAAGAUCAAGCUCCUACUCAGCUCCAGAACGGAAAUGCAGAAGGUCAUCGAGGCGGCACGCCAGCAGACGAUAUCCCUCCAGUCGUUCAUGCAGACCAGCGCCGCGAUACCCGCUGUCCCGGUGGCGGCCCCCGCCAAGCCCGACGGCUCACCGGGCGACAAAAAGGACAAGGACAAGGACAAGGACAAGGAGAAGGAGAAGGACGACUCCGAGCCGGCCAAGGAACGCGGCAAGGAGAAGCGCGAUCGUUCCAGAUCCCGCGAGCGUUCCCGUUCGCGCGACAGGGACCGGGAGCGCGACAGGCGGGACAGGGACAGGGGGCGCGACAGGCGUCGGCGGGACAGGAGCAGGUCCCGGGACCGGGAGCGGGACCGGCGGGACCGGCGGCGUAGGAGGGAGCGUUCCAAGUCCCGGGACAGGACGAGGUCCCGGGACCGGGAGGGGAAGCGCUCCGGUCCGGGAGACAGGCGCCCCAAGGAGCCGAACGACGAGGAGAACAGCGAGGUGGUGUGCGUCGGACAGUUCCCCAAGGACAAGAUAGCGGCGGCGGUGGCAGCGGCGGCCGCCGCGGCCGUCGCUCUCCCCAAAACCACCAAUAUCGUGGAGAACGGCAUCUGGGAGGUGCCGCCCCAGUCGCAGAUCCAGACGCCGAUGAUAGCGCCCGGUAUCCUGGGCGCCGGGGUGGCCGCCGUUCCCGGCGAGGCCACCGCCGACCAGCGGUCCCUCGGGUUCGCCGCGCCCCUCAUGGGCGCCCAACAGCAGAUAAUGGCGCCGAACCAGUUCGCCCUGAACGGCCUGAACGGCGUGGGCGGUAUGAUGCAGGGCCACCCCCAGGUCCUCGGCCACCCCCUCGGCGGCAUGGGGGGCAUGCCGGGAAUGAGCCCGGGGGCGGGGGCCAUCGGGGCCGGGGGGGGCAACGGCAGGAGCAGGGACAUGUGGGGGGGCCAGGGGGAGCUCGGGCGGCUCGGGGAGCCGGUCCGCUACCCCCUGCGGAGCGGGGGCGGCGGGGGUCCCUACGCCCCUCAGGACUCCAGGAUCUACGGGAGCGGCAGCAACGCGAACAGCGGGAGUCCCAAUUCGGGGAUGCAGUUCCCGGGCGGCGGGGGACAGGCGAGGCCGGGCGGCGGCGAUAACCCCUUCCUCAGCAAGAUGCAGGAGUUGGACAGCAGACGGAACCCCCACGCCUUCCAGACCAACCAGAUGGCCGGCGUUUACGCCGCCUACGACGCGGUGCAGCAGCCCCAGAUGCCGAUCGGUCGGAAUUCGAACAGCGGCGGCCGGUACCACGGCGCGUCGGAGGCGAAACCCGGGGUAACCGGUAACUGCGUGGAGAUAAGGAACAUGCCGUUGAACGCCGGUUACGGCGACGUUCGUCACGCGUUCCCCGGUAUCUACAUAAGGAAGGACGGCCUCAAGCUGAUCAACGACAAUCACGGUAAUCGCGUGGGCAUAGCUUACAUAAAAUUCGGCAAAACCGAGGGCAAAGACCUCGCGCUGAGCGUACCGAGGUACGUGAGGGGCUCCGAGGUGGAGGUCCUGCCCCUUGACGAGGUGAUAUUCGACAAGGCGGUCGACUCUUACGUGCCGGAGGGCGAGAAGUCGAGGUCGCACGCCGAUCAGACCGCCGCAAAGGACAACGACCCGAGGUCAUCCGCCUGCGUGGUCGUCUCCGACCUGCCACCGUUCGCCAAGGAAAUCGACAUAGCCAAGCUGUUCCACGACUCGAAGAUCAACAAUCUGUUCAUGAUGAUGGCCAAGGAGACCUCGACCCCCCAGCUGGUGGCCUACGUGCAGUUCUCGCGUCUCGACGAGGCAAAAGCCGCCAUUUCCAUGCCACUGAAGAUCGGCAUGAAACCCGUCACCGUGGCAACCGUCACCGAGGAGAAAUUCCUCCAGAUGAAACGGGAGGCGGAUUUGGCGGCCGUAAGCGAAAACGCGAUAUCUGACUGCGUCAUUAUGCGCGGUCUGCCAUUCCAGACCAUCGACAGGGACGUCCUAGACUUUUUCUCCGACAUAGGUAUCGUACCCCACAGGAUCCACAUGAUGCUCAAUCCGAACGGCAAACCGGCCGGCGAGUGUUUCUGCGAAUUCGACACGACGGAGGAGGCCAUCAGGGCUACCGCCAAGAACGGAUUGCCGUUGGGAAAAAACGUGCCCACCGUUGAGCUCGUGCCCAGGAACACGAUGAUGGAGACCCUGGGAAUGGGGGACUCCCAGUACCUGAACAGCCACCACUAUCCACCCGGUACGCAGGACCAGCGCGGUCGGUAUCCCGCCUCCAUGCCCCCGCACCCCGGGAGGUUCGGCGGCAACGCGGCCUACCCACCGAGGGGACCGCCGGGCAUGAUGGGCGGCGGUAACAACAUGGGCAUGCCCAGGCACAACUUCGGCGGACGUCAUCCGCCCAACGCCCCCCUCGAGUACGUCGAGGGAUUCGGUAAACCCGGUUGCGUUCUGUCCCUGGAGAACGUACCCUUCAAGGCGGACAUUGACGAGAUAAUAGACUUCUUCCGGGACUUCGACGUCAAACGGGAGAACGUUAUACGCCGUUACAACGACAAGGGGAUGCCGACGGGGGACGCGCGAGUCGCCUUCUGUUCGCCCGGCGAGGCGCAGAGGGCACUCAGGGAACUCAGACACGGGGUGAUAAGGGACCGCACGAUAUUCAUGAAAAUCGCAUGAGUCUACUCCUUCGAUUAGGGUUAGCUUUCGGUCCGGAAUCGGGCGACUCGGGGCCCCCUGCCCCCCCCUAACCCCCACCCCCAUGUUUCGGCUAUCUUCGGGUCACCCCCCGACGCCUUCGUCCCCCCGAGUCCGAUUAAGGAUGUUCGCCUUUCGUUUAGUUUUUAUUUAUGGAACGAUGACGAUUUUUUUUUUUUCACGCGGAGCAGGUUUGUUUUAUUUUUUUUUUUAUUUGAUUUAAAAAAAAGAAAGAAAGAAAGUUUAGUGGAUUUCGUUCAGGGUACGCGCGCGCGCCUUGUAUGUACGUUCGGAGGAUUUGGGAAAUUCGUUUUACGCACCGUAGCGUUUUUAGGAUCCGCAGACGCCAUUUUGAAAGAAACUUAAAAAAAAGACGGAUAACAAAUGAAGUCACGUUUCGCGCUCGUUGAUUAAGGAUUUGAAAAAGGAAAAAGAAUAACAAACGAAGAAAGAAAAAAGAUAAUUCAUUUGUUGAGACGAAGCUGUAGUUUUUUUUUUUUUUUCUUAUUAUGAUUCUCAGACGCCAUUUUGAAGAAACAAAAAGAUGCGAACGAAUAAAGUCUAUUUUUCGCGCACAUCGAGACGAUCUCCGUUUAUCGCCUCAUUCGUAAACGUUUUUUUUUGCGGUUGCGUUGAUUCAGAAUUUGAAAAAGAAAAAAAAAAAAAACAAGGAAAACAGAAAGAAAAAGAAAGAAAGAAAAAUGAGAUAAAAAAAAAAUGGAAAACUCGUCGCCGUUCGUACCGUGAACGAUCGAGACGCGAACAAUCGCCUCCUUUUAGGUUAGGUUAGGUUUGUACAAAACGUUGUUGUUAAUUAAAAUUAGUUAAUUAUAAAUUAAGACGUAAUACUAUUUCGUUAAGACUACACCGGAGUUAGGAACGGACUAUUAUUUUAAUUAUCACAGAUGAAAAGCGUUGAAAAUUUUCGAGUAUGUAACCCGGGGAAAAGUACAUAUAUAUAUAUCUAUAUAUAUAUAUAUAUAGGGUGUGUUUGCUGCCUGUAAAUAAAAACGUUCGCUUUUAAUUCGAUUUAAUUUGAUUAGUGUUUGAGAAAUGAAAACGACAGGGGAAAAAGUAUUUUCUAUUCAUAAGGAGAAGAACAAAGAAAACAAAGAAAAUAGAAUUGAAAAACAAAAAAAAAAACAAAAAAAAAAAAACAAAGAUAUGGGGCGUUGGACGAACCACAACCGACCGUUGAGUGAAAAAGAGAAAAAAAAAGGAAUAUUUAGUCGAGGAGUAUAUAUGUGGCGAGUUUGUAUGUAUAAUAUAAAAUGUAUGUGGGUGAUACUGCGAGUGGUCGAUGAUUCAUAUGUAUAUUACAUAUUAACUUACAUCAUGGUGUAUAUAUAGAAUAAGUGAAACGUAUUAUACAUAUAGAUCGUAAAUAAAAACGUGCGAAUCUAUUCUGUGCA